AUGUCAGUUCAAGCUGCCCGCUCACAGCUGACACGAGUUCUCGUUGUUGGAGGCUCAUAUGCCGGUCUUUCUGUCACACUCAAUCUCCUGGACCUUUGCAAUGGGCUGGCUCCACGAUUCUCCGGCUCGAAGUCGCCGGUAGAUAUAAGCCAACAGACACCAGUUGAGGUUACAAUUGUAGAUGAGCGCGAUGGCUUUUAUCAUCUGAUCGGAACUCCGCUCGCAUUCGCUUCCAAAACAUACGCAGAAAAGGCAUGGCUGCGAUUCGGAGAUAUUCCGGCGCUCCAGACGCCCGCCGUAAAAAUCAUACAGGCUAGAAUCACAGACGUUGAUUGUGAAGACAAAGUCGCAGCCGUCACAGAAAUUGGCACGCAGAACAAUAUUCAAAUACCAUACGAUUAUUUUGUUGCAGCGUCGGGGCUGAGACGGACCAAGCCCUCGGCUCCGUUGGCACUGACGCGCAAACUAUAUCUGGAGGAAGUUUCGGAGCAUAUUCACAGAAUUGAAACGACCAAAGAUGGCGUUGUUGUGAUUGGCGCAGGUGCCGUUGGCAUUGAAAUCGCUGCUGAGCUCAAGAUGGUCCAACCAGAAAUUAAGGUCACGUUAAUUCAUUCACGUUCCAAGAUUUUGUCGUCCGAGGACUUUCCGGACGAAUUUAAAGACACAACACUGUCCCUAGUCCACGACGCCGGGGUCGAGACAGUUCUGGGUGCCCGAGUUUUGGACACUAUCGAAAACACCGACCCUGCUUCGAAAUCGAAAACUUACGAGGUGGUGCUCUCCGAUGGCCGUCGCGUCAAGGCUGGCUUCGUGAUUAAUGCGAUAUCCAAGUUUCACCCGUCAGCGACCUACUUGCCGACCACCGCGUUAGAUGAAGAAGGAUACAUCAAGAUUAAGUCGAGUACCGAAUUCAACGACGGCACACCGAACUCUACCUAUCACCAUGCAGCCGGCGACAUUGCUCGCUGGCCCGGUGUCAAACGCUGUGGUGCCGCGAUGCAUCAAGGGCUACAUACAGCGGUUAAUAUUCACCAGAAAAUACUGAGCAAGCAGCGCGGUCAGACUCCCCAAUUUAAGGAGCUGGAUUCAAAUGUUCCGCCCAUGAUGGGCAUUGCAGUAGGCAAAAAGGCCGCUUCGUAUACCCCUGCUGCUGGCACAAAUGCGAGUGAAGAGGUAUUGCGGUUAUUCUUUGGGGAUGACAUGGGCUUUACAAUUUGUUGGAAUUAUCUCCGUCUUGGAGACGCACCGUAUAAAACAGGAUCAACAAACGGGUCUGUGAUUAACACCGCCGGCAACAUCAUGAGCUGGAGGAGACCGCUUCUAUUCAUAUUCGAUCUUUUUAGAAUGACCGGGAGGAAUCUGUACCAAUUCGGCAUCUUGAGUCUGAAGAAGUUUUCGCUGUUCUCCUGA
Molecule: messenger RNA, 1410 nt
Organism: Talaromyces atroroseus
Lineage: Eukaryota; Fungi; Ascomycota; Eurotiomycetes; Eurotiales; Trichocomaceae
Exons: 5
Coding region: 1-1410 (469 amino acids)
Cellular component (GO): cytoplasm
Molecular function (GO): flavin adenine dinucleotide binding; electron-transferring-flavoprotein dehydrogenase activity
Source: RefSeq, a predicted model, not a curated record